Molecule: messenger RNA, 3711 nt
Organism: Oncorhynchus kisutch (coho salmon)
Lineage: Eukaryota; Metazoa; Chordata; Actinopteri; Salmoniformes; Salmonidae
Product: RILP-like protein 1
Exons: 8
Coding region: 494-1807 (437 amino acids)
Biological process (GO): cilium assembly
Cellular component (GO): cytoplasm; ciliary basal body
Molecular function (GO): dynein light intermediate chain binding; protein dimerization activity; small GTPase binding
Source: RefSeq, a predicted model, not a curated record
UUGUAAAUAAGAAUUUGUUCUUAACUGACUUGCCCAGUUAAAUUAAGGUACAAUAAAUGACUCACUCCUAUUACAUUGGUCAGGAAAGUAGGAGGGAUGUUGAAACAAGCCGAGAGUGGGCAGAAAUAUUGGCCUCCAAGCGAUUUUUUUUUACACGGUUUUUUAUUUGAAUUGGGCCUCAUAUUAAUGUUCUAGACUAGGGUUAGGUAAAAUGUGUGACGUAUACUCGAAUGAGGUUCAAGUUUGAACGGGUUUGUUCUAGUCUCUGACCAAGCAUGCAACUCAGAGUCAAGUUCGAGCAUAGGGUGACGAUUUGACGAAUGCAUUAAGUUUAGAUGCAGCAGCAUAUCGCGCUGUUUAUUGCGAGAACACUUUCAAUUUAAUUGUGUUUCGACUCUUUCACCGGGGAACUGUCAUGUCGCGGUGAGAACGACGUUCUUUUUAUUUCUGGGUUUCGAUAGUAACACUUGUGCACUUGCACACUUGUGUAAUAAUGGAGAAGGAUUGCGGUAGAAACGAUCAAAAGCAAGACGUCAAGAAGACAGAGGUGUGUUUUGAAAGGACCUGUUCAGCACUAACUGUGGACGAUGUAUACGAAAUAGCUAAAUUGAUUGGCUCGGAAGUGGAAACACUUAUUGACGGCUACGGUAAAGAGAGCGCCACAGGACUGGUGCCUAAAAUUGUCAAAGUUCUAGAACUUUUGGAGAGCUUCGCAUCGCGGAACCAUGCUCACAAGUCAAAAGAAGAAGAAUUACUUAAAGCGUUCGAAACACUUAAUGUACAGAAACAGAAGAAGACGAGAAAUGUGAAAGAAUGCGAAGAAAGCAAGAGCGAAAUACAACGGCAGGAGGUGCAGGAGGAGGUGGAGAAGCAGAGGAGGAGGUGCGAGGAGCUGCAGGCCCAGGUAUUGCAUCUACAGAUGGAGAAUCAGGAGUUACAGAGCUGCCUGAGGGGCAACCAUGUCCAGGAAGACCGUGUCCAACGGCAGGAGCGGGAGGUGAUGCUGAAACUGAAGGAGGUGGUUGACAAGCAGAGAGAUGAGUUGAGGGCCAAAGUACAGCAGAUAGGAAGCGUGUCUAAGGAGGUGGAGGCGCUGCAGGAGCAGUUGGAGCGCUUCAUGAAGAUGAAUGGGGAGCUGAGACACAAGCAGAGCAUCGUCACGGCCCAGGUGAAGAAUGCUGUGGAGAGGAAGGCUGACAUGGAGGCAGACCUCCGAGAGAAACAGAAAGAGAUAGAACGCCUCACCACCCAGCUGGAAAAAGCCAACACUGCUGCUGGCACGGCCAAUCCGUGUAAGACCGAAGUGGACCUGACUGACAAGCUCGUGAUAGACUUGAAGGAUCCCAACAGACCCUGUUUCACCAAGCAGGAGGUCAGAGAGAUGCUGACAGAGAGGAACGAGCUCAAAGCCAACCUGUUCCUGGUGCAGGAGGAACUCUCCUACUACCAGAGGGAGAUCCUGAAUGAUGAGCGGUGUCCAGGCUUCUUGCUGGACGCUGUACGUUCUGCCAUAAAGAAACAGAAAACUGUCAUCAAGGCCAAGAUGUUGGGCAUGCCAGAGGAUGAAUGCAGCAGUGAUGAGGAGAAAGGACCCCUGUUUGAGAGGAGAGCAGAGACAGAAACCGGGACAGACAACACUGACAGCAAACCACAAGAGUCUCGCAUCAGGAACCUCUUUGGCUUCCUGACCCGCUCCGGCAGCAACCACAGCAGCCGUAGUCCCGGUGAAAACAACGCUGCUUCUUCCUGGGAAAUCAUCGACGACACUGACAACACUGCGGAGACAGAACCCCGACAAUCACCAUGACACCCCUCAACACCCAACCAACUACACUCCAUUCUGUUCAGUUUUCACAGGAUGUUUCAUACUGGUUAGGUCUCCACAGCAGCCCUAAGAAAGGAAGAGCAUUCUCUCAUCCCUUCCUUCUUCAUUUGUUAUUACCCCCUUGUCCUUGCUCUGUAUACCUUUCUCUUCCUCUCUCUCUUCCUCUUCCUCUUUCUCUUCCUGUCUCUCUUUCUCUUCCUCUCUCUCUUCCUCUUUCUCUUCCUAUUUCUCUUCCUCUCUCUUUCUCUUCCUUUCUCUUCCUCUCUCUUUCUCUUCCUCUCUCUUUCUCUUCUCUUCCUCUCUUUCUCUUCCCUCUCUCUUUCUCUUCCCUCUCUCUUCUCUUCCUCUCUCUCUUCCUCGCUUGCGCUUCUCUCUCCUUUCUCUCGUCUCCCUCUUUCUCUUUCCUCUCUCUGUCUCUUCCUCUCUCUCUUCCUCUCUCUUUCCUUCCUCUCUCUUUCGCUUCUCUUCCCUCUGUUCUUUCGCUUCCUCUCUCUCUUUCUAUUCCUCCUCUCUCGCUUCCCGUUAUCUUCUCUUCCUCUCUCUUUCUCUUCUUCACCUCUCUCUCUUUUUUCCGCUCUUUCAUCUUUCUCCUUUCCUCUUUCAUCUUCCUCUCUCCUCUUUCGUCUCCUGCUCUCUCUUUUUCGUCUCUCUUCCCUCUCUCUCUUCUCCCUCUCUCUCACCUCGUCUUCUCUCCUCUUUCUCUUCAUCUCUCUUUCUCUCGUUUCUCUUCUCUCUUUCCUCUCGUCCUCCUUUCCUCCUCUCUCUCUUUCUCCGCUCUCUUUCUCUCUCUUUCUCUUCUCUCUCUGUUUCCUCAGGAUAGGUUCAGAAUGGUGAAAAUGGCCAACUGUACACGUUGCAUUGACAAUAACUGUGCAGGACAUUAUUAAGAGGGCCUUUUUUUACUGGAUAAUGCUUUGGUCCUUGUUUUAGUAUUUGUAUUCAACAUUAUAGUGAUGUGUAUGGUAUGUAACCAUCUACAACAAAUCUCUGUUGAAUCUCUGAAGCAAAUUUGUAUUGAGAUAUUUUAACAAAUAUUUUUAGCCAAAGAUACCAAGAUAUAUUUUGAACGCAGCAAUCAUUAGUCAUUGCAGGAACACGUUUGUUCCACAGAGGGCAUUCUAACUAUUAACAACCAUGGUGGACUUCCAUGUGUUUAACAUUUGACCUAGUGUGGCUGUUUUUGGUGUGCUUUGUGGUUGCUGUAAUUCUUACAAUCUGUCACUGUCUUGGACAUGGUGUGAGUUAUAGGAAACGUUUUGCAGUAAAUUAUACUGUGUGUUACUUCUGAGCCUGAAUGUAUUGCCACAGAGUAACAGUCAUUUAUUGAUUAGACUUUACAUUCUUCACCAUCAGCUCAUCUUACAUUUUUGAUAGAGUCCUGUUAUGAGUUCAACCAUGUCUUCCCUAGGACCAUGAAUUGAGCAUUGGGGUUGGUUGUUAUGCAUGUGGCUGCCAAGUGUGCGUGUGCACACCUGUCUCUCUGUGUGUGUGUGUGUGCGCGUGUGCGUGCGUUCGUUCACUGGAGCACCAGCCCCUGUAAGUUAGUUGCUGCACUUACAGAGGAAAUGUGUGUUUCCUUGGGGGUAAAUGGGAGAUGGUGUGUGUGUGCCGUCACUAUCCUUCCAUCUGACCAUGUCGUUAAACAAACACACACAGAAACACACACCUACAACAAUGGCUGCCCCUGCCCACUACCAUAACUUAUCGGUACUCAGACAUCUGCCUCUGGCGUAGUUUUCUGACAUUCUAAAUGAAUGCUGCUGGUGAUUGUGUUGAAUGACGUAUUUUCCUACAAACUGUAUGUACAUGUUAUUUUUGUAAGCAUGACUAUUUUUAAACGGAGAAGCCUCUGAGCUACAAAAAACAAAUAAAUAUCUGAAUUUAAA